Dovyalis caffra is the source of this 278-nucleotide messenger RNA. The record is from the annotation of a GenBank genome assembly. NCBI's taxonomy places the organism in Eukaryota, Viridiplantae, Streptophyta, Magnoliopsida, Malpighiales, Salicaceae.
AUGGUUGGAAUGGUUUCGACAGGUGGUGGUGGGAGAGGUGUUGUUGCUAGAGGAGGUCAUGUUGUGGGGUUGGGAGGUGUCAGAAGCGGUAGCAUCUACGGGUUAGUAGCUACUCGGAAAGAGACGAUAGCGUGUGGAAUGCGAGUGGCGUAUGAAGGAGGCGGUAGGCUAGGGACGUGUGGGAUUAUUUUUGGGAGGGAGAAGACAUUGGCUAGGCUAGUAUUUUUGGGUGGGAUGAGCAGCAGUCGGCGCCGACGGGAAGGAGAGAAGAAAGACAG